This is a messenger RNA of Gongylonema pulchrum, 282 nucleotides long. Lineage: Eukaryota; Metazoa; Nematoda; Chromadorea; Rhabditida; Gongylonematidae. The record is from the annotation of a GenBank genome assembly.
AUGUAUGUGAGUGAUCUGCAGGGUUUGUACCAAUGUAUUGCGAGCAACGAUGUUGGUGAACGGAGCAUUUUCAUUGGUUUAAUUGUUGAAGCUGAAAUUGAUGCAGCAAUAACGGACCUAAAAGUGAGCGCCGACCACGAGAAGUACGUUUUGAAUGAAUCAGUAUGUGUUAGUGGUGGCGAAUUCUGCGCCACGUGCCGCAUACUGCAUCAUUGGCAUGUGGCAGCCGCUGCGGAUUUUUCGGAUUUGAUCCAUUCCGUGUUGCACCACCUUUUCGCUUAG